This is a messenger RNA of Mobula hypostoma (lesser devil ray), 1029 nucleotides long. RefSeq names its product calcium and integrin-binding protein 1-like. The record is from RefSeq and is a predicted model, not a curated record. Lineage: Eukaryota; Metazoa; Chordata; Chondrichthyes; Myliobatiformes; Myliobatidae. Gene Ontology annotation, molecular function: calcium ion binding; magnesium ion binding. Bases 232 to 801 code for a protein of 189 amino acids. The transcript has 8 exons.
UACCCGUCGGGCGUUGGAAUCCCUGAACUUUUUCGAAGUUGGGGUACCGGACCAACUUUGUCUCUCACCCCGAACACUCCCCACCGUCUCACCGUCCUCCCUCCGCUGCUUCACCUUCGGGAUCGCUGAAGCGACCUGACGAAUCCCCCGGAGCGGCGAGCCCGACGGUAACGAGGCUCUGGAGGAUCCGAGAUCACAGGGGGAUCUGGAAAGUUUGGAGCUUCUGUGAUCAUGGGGUCGUCAGCAAGCCAGCUCUCCAAGGAACAGCUCACUGAGUAUCAGGAGCUGACAUUUUUAACAAAGCAAGACAUUCUGCAUGCUUAUCGGCUAUUCAAACAGCUGCUUUCAGCUGAACAGAUCGACUUACAAUACACACGAGUUCCACAGAAGACAGUUUGUGAAAUGCCAGAGUUGAAGGCCAAUCCCUUCCGGGAGAGAAUCUGUCUCGUGUUUUCAACUUCGGCUGAAAAGGAUGGCAGCAUGUCCUUCGAGGACUUCUUGGACAUGCUCAGUGUGUUUAGUGAUUCUGCAACACCUGAGAUUAAGUCUCACUAUGCUUUUAAAAUCUUUGAUUUUGAUGGUGAUGGGACAUUGAAUAAGGAGGACCUGAAGAAACUGGUGAACUGUCUGACAGGAGGCACAGACAACUCCCAGCUGACAGAGUCAGACAUGAACCAGCUGAUCAACAACAUUUUGGAAGAAUCUGACAUUGACAAGGAUGGAACAGUGAACCUCUCAGAAUUUCAGCAUGUCAUUUCCAGAUCGCCGGACUUUGUCAGCUCGUUUCGGAUUGUCCUGUAGCACAAUGAGCACCUGCAAAAGGAAAGAAUGUACGAAGCUCUGUGGCCAGUUGGAAAGGUCACGUUUCUCCUGCUCGCUGCUGUUCUUAAUAUUCUUUUGUCACGGUUCCUCACUAGAAUUACAAUGAUCAGAAUAAUUGUUUCCAAUAUUUACAAGUUGUUUUUAAUAAUUAUUAAUGACGCACCCGUUAAUAUUUUUACUGUAUAAUAAAGGUGUUUUCUAUCUUCA